This is a messenger RNA of Pecten maximus, 10587 nucleotides long. RefSeq lists its product as uncharacterized. NCBI's taxonomy places the organism in Eukaryota, Metazoa, Mollusca, Bivalvia, Pectinida, Pectinidae. The transcript is spliced from 17 exons. The record is from RefSeq and is a predicted model, not a curated record. The coding region runs from base 751 to 5853 and encodes 1700 amino acids. Gene Ontology annotation, molecular function: guanyl-nucleotide exchange factor activity. Gene Ontology annotation, biological process: positive regulation of Rho protein signal transduction.
UUUAUUUAUUUGAUUAUCUACUGACUCAAUUCUUGUGGCUGUGUUUUUUUACUACAAGGGACUGUGGAUAUACACUAAGAUAUCAUUGUAUUGUUGAGUUGGUUUUACCCGGAAAUUUGUCGAACUUGACACAUAGGAUUGGAAAUUGACCUUUCCAUUUUUAAUGGUGAGAUAUUUCUGUGGCAUUUGUGGAAGUGUAUACUGGGAAUGGUUUAAUCAUAACCUAGUCACAAUCAUCUUCAAAAUCAAUACUCUCAGGAUCUGUUAUUAACAGUGAGGACACAAACUCGUCAGGAAUAUACAGGUGCAAAUGGGUCUGUGACAAUUACAGAUUUGAAUUUGGAUUGUGUCCCUUGCCAGAGGCGAGCGGUCGGAAAUGAAGGAGAAGUUUAUUGAAAGGUUCAGUGAGCUGUAAAAAUGGACGACAAGCUUUGAAGAUCAUGUCAGUUGAUGAGCUCAAAUGUUGAUGGUGGACAUAAAUGUAUAAAUGAGACGAUCGAUCAGGAUGACUCUAACAGUAAAUAUCAUAACAGCUCCGAGGUUAAAGACACAGCGGUUCAAGGACAAGGAUGUCAUACUUCUGAGAAUGGUGUUGAGAUAGAAGGCAGAGCCAUUGUUUUGGCCAAACAGCGAACUCUAGGGGUCAGAGAAGUAUGACUCAGGAAAGGGGAGACAAUCUCGACGAAAUGCAUGACAGAAAUAUGAAACCUAGUAAGUAACAUUGGACAACCACGUGAGGACAAGGAAAACAUGGAUGACGCAGAUGAGCAGGUAGAUCAGGAUAUGAUUGACAGUAUGCCUGUCUCUGUGGCAAGUGCACAUGUUGUAGGCAAUGCAAGGUCGGAUACGCCCGUUGUCCAGGGUGUUUUCUCACGCAAAAUUGUUGCCAAGGCAAGUAAAAAUGUCAGACAAUUGAAACACUUGAAUGACAGUGAGGCCAAUGAUGAUGGGGAUGAUUUGUCGGAAAAAGGCAGAGUGCAUCGGACAAAUUCGCGUAAGAACGCUCUGUCGCGUGUGCCAGUUUCUUCAAGAUUUGAUGUACUACUUAGUAACAAUCUGUUUCAAAAAUAUCUCGGACAAAAUCAUGAGAACAUACUUGAGCGGAUUUAUAAACAGCGUGGAGGAGUUUUCAGUGGUGGCAUGCGUAAAGCAUAUUCGAAUGUAGAUCUUACGAAUAUAGACUUAUCACAAACUUUUGAUAACCCUCUUAGUAAUAAUGGGAAGUCAGCCUCAUUUUCUACGGCAGAUAAAAGGAAUGAAAAGCAUUAUAGUCAAGGCCAAGCUAAGGAUACAGGGCAACAAAGACGAAGACGUGUGUCAAUAAGCAGUGGACAGGAAGUUCAAGAUAUUGUGGAUGAACUUUCGGGAAUCAGAAAGGAGGUAACUAUUAAUGGCCAAAGGACCCAAGCCGUAACAGCCAUUUAUAGCAGAGGCAAAAGACAAAAAUUCAAUGUGCCAAGUUUUUCAGAAUUUAGAAAACAGAGGCAAAUGCGUAUUGCAAGUGGCCAUCAAUAUGCAAAGGAAGCGAAAUCCUUGUUAAACAAUAAUCAGAGUGCUGUUCGUUUACCAGAAGUGUCCUCUCAGAGUUUGGCAGAAGCUUCAGUUCUGAUCACUGCAGUUUCCUCCGAAAACUCUGAUUCUGCAGAUCAGUUACAGCCGAUUAAUGAGGACGAACAAAAAGUGCAAGAAAACAUUGUUGAAAGACUGGAGCAAGUGACACCAGAGACAGUUACUAUUCAGACCAGUGAGCAAGUUGAUACACAUGCUUUUGGAAAUUGUGAAUCAGUUCUUGAUGUACAGGGUUCAAUGCCAUGUCAGCUGGAGGCGAGAGAGAUAGCUUCGACAUCUGUCGCUAGAGAAAAGGGUGAAAUACCAUCAUUAGAACAGUGCAACUCAGCAGAGAGUAUUCCAGAUUUAAGUGAUUCACAGAUAUCUUUGGAUAAUUCUGAGGAAUUACAUUCCAUAACAAGAGACAAAGUAAAAAAUGAAGGGGAGGUAACUUGUAUUUCUUUCCCUGCACCUGAGGAGGAGACACCUGAUGUUUUAAUUCAGCAUAAUUCAGGGGAGAUAACCAGUGUUUCUGUCCCUGCUGAGGUGGAGAAUCCUAGUGUGUCAAGUCUAAAUAAUUCAGGGGAGAUAACCAGUGUUUCUGUCACUGCUGAGGUAGAGACUCCUAGUGUGUCAAAUCGACAUGAUUCAGGGGAGAUAACCAGUGUUUCUGUCCCUACUGAGGUGGAGACUCCUAGUGUGUCAAGUCUAAUUAAUUCAGGGGAGAUAAACAGUGUUUCUGUCCCUCCAGAGGUAGAAACUCCUAGUGUGUCAAUUCGACAUGAUUCAGGGGAGAUAACCAGUGCUUCUGUCCCUGCUGAGGUAGAGACUCCUAGUGUGUCAAUUCGACAUGAUUCAGGGGAGAUAACCAGUGUUUCCUUCCCUAGAGAGGAAGGAUGUGAUCCAAGUGAGUCAAGUCAACAUAAUUCAGGGGAGGUAACUAGUGCUAUGCCAACAGAGAAAAUCAGUGACAGUGAGAUACCUAAGGAUAUUGUCCUUGCAUUAAUGGGAAGUUCAAUGGAAACACAGAUGUCAGAUGAAGUUUUUGAUGAUGAAGAGGUUUCUGAUUUGAUUUCCAGCAAAAAACCACCAAUAAACAUCUGUCUCCAAAGAAACAGCUCUGAGGAUUGUGACAUUGAAAGACAUGACCUUGACCUUGGUAAGGGUGAAAUGUUAGUGCUAGAAGAUUUGGAUGUCCCAACCACAAAACAAAUGUGCAAUAUAAGUACUCAUCAUAAACCUUCAAGCUCCUCAAGUCCCUCAGGUAGCAUGAGGGAGGAUACCUUCACUUUCAAUUCUCAACAGGAAUCUUCUAGAGACAAAAACAAUUUCAUCACUUUAGAAGUUCCUUCUGAGUCAAGUACCGAUGAUAUUCAAUUACCUGACAAAAGAUCACUAUGUGAUAGAGACUGUGGUCUGUUUCCUGAGAAAAAAGUCCUAGAUUCGGAAACAGGUUUCUCGGAAACACUAAACAGUGCUACAUGUGUUCCAGAAGAUUUUUUCGGUGACAUUGAAACAGUGACCUUGACCAAGCCACCUGGCAGUCCGGACACCUGUCUGGAGGGUUCAAAUGGAAAUAAAAUUGUGAUAGAUAUGAUAAACACUGGUCCAUCUAACACAACAAGCACUAUCGGGGGGAAAAGUGAGGAUCAAAAUCAAAAUAAAGAAGACAAUUCAAUUUGUGAUAAACCGUUGAGUCCUGAAAAGCCUAAAAUUCUUCCCCGGAUACAAAAACGCCAGACAAAACCUGACACUCCUCCUCGACCUGUACCAAGGUCAAGGCCAGUCAAUGACCCCUCAAGGUCACAGGUUGUGCAAACUGGUAUAAGGCCACGAAAACGGAAAUUGCCUACUCGCCCACCGAGAGUUUCUCGCACAAAGAGUGACUGUAAUCUAAAAUCAACGGAAUCACCAUCAGUUUUGUUGACUUCACGAUCUCUGGAUAGUGAACAAGUGUCACAUGUGCAGGAGAUCAUAUCCGAGGUGAAAUCAUCUAGUCUGGGAAGAAAUGACACUGAGAAUUUGUAUCCGCCUUCUCCACCUCUACCCUCUAAUUCCCCUCCCAAUGAGCCCUCAACUCCACCUCUGCCCUCUCGCCCACCUCCCUCAAUCCUUUUACCGUCAUUACCUGACAGUGAACCGCCCACACUUUAUAUGCAAUCUGAUGAUAUCACAGAAGCUAUGAAAUCACCAGUAUUGAAAACUGAAACUGAAACAUCGUAUGUUCCGUUUUUGUCAAGAUCACUAAAUGAAACUGGACCUUUUAAUGUUGUUGAUGUCCCAGCUUCAGACAAUAACAGUCCUAGUGAUGAUGGCACUUUUUAUUUCCCGGAGAGUCCGUUUUUCUCGGAGAAGCUAAAUCAGUUUAACUUUCCGUCUAUAACAUCACCUGUUCAAUGUGAGGAUUCAACGUUUGUGUUUCCAGAACCUAUGUUAAACUCUCCUCUGUCUGAUCAAGAAGAAACAGCAACGCAAGAAUCUUGUAACCAUAGUGACCAGUCGUUCAUGUCGACGUCGGAAUCUGUUGCUUCUGACACGAGCAACAAACCUUCGUCAUGGCUACCGACUAGUAUUGAUAAUAUUUACAGACCUUGUGGCAACGAGCAGCCAAGAAGUGGGACAGAGUUUGAAAACAAUUAUUCUGCAGCCACAUUUGACUCUACUAAGAAUGUAUACCGAUCAUCGUCUGAUGUGUCCGUCAGUACUCCUGAAGCAUUACAGAAACGCAGGGAACGCAAGGACAGGCCGUACAAAAGUGACCCAUUCACUGGAGGCAAGCGACCAUCCCCAGGACAGUUCAUUCGACGCCAUCGAGGUCUUCCAUCCGAUGAUGGGUUUACAGAGGACUGGAUCGAUGAGAUUGAUGAAGCUGAGGCUGUUACCUUGGCCGAAACAGAAGCUGAGCGCGACCGAAAACGCCGAAUCAGAAUGAGUGUGGUCAGUGAUGCAAGUACAGACAGUGGGGUCAUAGGUCAAGAUGGAUCACAGGAAGUACCACCAAGUCCGACAGAAAGUAGUGGUUCCUAUGGUUUUGUCACCAAAGUGGGAGACAACUCUGGAUUUUCCAUUAUCAACCCUAAUAGAGAUGAAGAAAACGCAGAGUCAAUUAUCAGUGUUGGUAACAAGGACGCAAAGAAGACCGAAAGAAAAGACAUAAUUAUUGAAAUUAGAGACACGGAGAAAAGCUAUGGACGAGACUUACACAUUCUUAAGGAUCAUUUCUAUAAACCAAUGAAAACAAAUGGACUUCUAAGCUCAGAACAAGUUGAAGCCAUCUUCCUCAAUUUGGAGCAGCUUAUAAAUGCCAAUGCCCAGUUUACGGCCAAACUGGACGUGGCUCUUCAGGAUGCUAGCAAUAGUGAUGACCACGAUUUUGUGACAGUUUCCAUUGGCAACUUGUUUUUAAUGUCAACAGACCUGAUGAUGGCAUUUGAGAAUUAUUGUGUUAAUCAGAGCCAUGCUGGCAAUUUGUUAGAACAACUGGAAAAGGAGAAAGAACUCCUUAGGAUAUUCUUACAAGCCUCACAGGACGAUAAUGUUGCCUUACGACGAAUGCCUCUCAAGUCUUUCCUUAUCCUCCCAGUCCAACGAAUUAUGAGAUAUCCUUUACUACUGGAACGCCUCUACAAGUCCACCUCGUCUGAAAAUCUAGACAAAGUGGCCAUCAUGACAGCGAAAGCUAAAAUGGAAGAAAUACUCGCCCAUAUCAACUCGAAAACACAAAAGAGUAGUGGGUCCAUGAAAAUGAAGAAGAAGGUAGCAGACCUACUGUUACAAAGACAGGCUCAUUCUAUGGAGAAAGUUGAACUCAAUCGAGCAGCCAUUGACAUUCUCGGAUGGAACAAGAAGGAUGUUUAUGACAUCACAACAUGCCGACUGCAGGUUGCCUUAGCAGCUGAUCAUAAUUGGGCUACCAAACGCCCCCGACUUAAAUUUUCUACAGUGCAAGGAAUUCUUCUAACCCUUGGAAAGGGUGAGCUUCACCAAUCUGAUGAGGACGAUAUGCUGUUUCCUCGUAAAAGUCAAGUCAUCCAAGCCGCCGUGGUGUUACUCAAGGAGAAAAAUGGCAAAUACCAGACAUUAAGGGAGCCGUUCAUGCUGAACCGAUGUAUAGUGAACCAUGACCCAGACACUGAGGAUAUGUUUGAAGUAUUGGAAAACAACAAGGAGCCUUUUGUGUUUAAGGGUGAGGACAAUGAAGUGAAACUGUGGUUAAAGAAUAUGAAACAACAGACAAUAGACUUAGGGACAUGGCGAAAGAGAAGGAAUGCACUUCCAAACAUCAUGUUCAAACACCUGGUGUGAUGUACUGUUCCAACUUCAAGGUCAAAUCCCAAGGUCAUUCCCAGGAUGAGAAGCUACAGUGCUAAGCUGCAAUAUGCCUAAUGAUCUCCAUGGAAUGAACAUUCCCAAAACAUAUCCUGCCUUCAAAUUGCAUGCAUGGACAUUUACAAGGUCAUAAAUGCAUGACCAAGAGGUCAAGUGGAUAGUGGGGAAAGGUCAGACUCUCCGGAACAUGUUUUUCGGCCAUACCGAUGAAACAUUUUUAACAAGAUCUCUACUUCUAGGAGGUUUGUGAUCUGCCAAAGAAAACAUCUUCUUUUUUUCGAAAGAUGUUCAUCACAGAGCAUGGCAGACUGUUUUUUUGUAUCAAUUUUUUGCAAGAAUCCAGCCAUCUUGUUUGUUAUGUCUUUAAGACAGAUUUGUAUUCGUAGUAACACAGUCUAGACUCCAAGAUGUCCAUCCCAACAGCUGCGUUAGACGUCCCAUUAUGACACAACUUGAUUUACAUACACAGUUAUUGACAGAUGUAUACCAUUUGAUAACUUUUCAGAAAAUCAUUCAAGUACAACUCUUUUCAUAAACAAUGAACUCAUGCUUUAGAAAGCAAUUACAUAUUGUCAGAAUUUGCCAGAAUAAAUUUUGCAAAAUAUUAUGCAGAAAUAUGUUUUAUAGAAAUGAUUUUGAUACUAAAAUUUGUUAUCUGGCUGUCCAGAUUCUGAACUAGGUGCAGUUGAACCUUUAUAUCUUGAAAUCAGUUUAAUGGGGACAUGAACAAACUUUUACGUAAGUAUUCCUGGUAACUAUGAGAUAGUUAACAUAGAUUUUUCACUGUUGGAACUGAAUGUUAACUUAAACAGAGUCUUUCAGUUAUCAAAAUUUGAGAUGACAAGGUUUGACUGUAUAUUUUUCCUGUACUAGAUUUUGUCCAUUGCAGUUGUGAAUAUUGGGCAGUGCUAUUUUUAUCAUGUAUAGGGAAACAUGAUUUAUUCAACACAAGAUGAAUUUGUGAUUUUUAUUUUUUUGUUGGAUGUGUUUUAAGAGACAGCAGGAAAGGUGCAGCAGGCGAAGCCUAUGAAAGCCCUUUCCCAAUAUGUCUGUUGAUUGAAUUGUCAUUGUCAUGUAAGUCAUGAAUCUAGGGCCCAGUUGUUCAAAAGGUGAUUAGCUUAAUUACUGGAUUAGAGGAAAUGUUAUAUAUUUCAUCUUUAUUUUAAAAGAUAAGUGUGUAUCGUUCCUUUAAAAAGACAGAUGAAGAGAAUGAAGGGUGUUGCAGCAUUUUAUAAAAUUUUGUCAAGUCAGUUUCACCAAAAAUUAUUUUAUCAGAAUUUCAAAGUCGUUGUUAAACUGUGAUUAGCCUAAAUACUUUUUGAACAACUGGACCCUGGUUGCUAUCAUGAAAAAAAUACUGUAUACAGUGGAAGUGUUGGAAGUAGUCCUGUUAGCAGAAUUAUUUAACAUGUUGUUUGGUGUGGAAUACUUGAUAAGGGCUGCAGUACUUUAUGAGGUUCCCAGAGGGUCUUUUGAGGAGUACCAAAUUCGACCUAAUCAGCACACUGUGUGCUUACAAAAACACAAGAGGAUGGGCUUAUUACAACCAUGUGUAUUUUCAGGUGAAAUUUGAGAAGAAAUUUUUUUUUUUUUUUCAUUUUAAAUACUUUUAUGCAACAAAAACUAUCAAUAUCUGUUUAAGUUAAAAGACUGGAGAUUAUAUUGGCAGAUCAGUGAGGUAUUAAAGGUCAAACUUUUCACGUUUCAAGAAACACACCCAUCCUCUUUUCCCGAAAAGGUGGGGGUACGCUUAUCAGACAGGUGCACUUAUUAGAUGGAAUACGGUUCCUGUUAAGUAGGUCUGGGUAUGCAGUAUUCUUGUUUUCAAAAGUAAACAUUUUUAUGCAGUAGUUUUCGUGAGAACCAAGUAGAUUUUGGGGGAACACUUUGUUCAAUAAUCCUGUAGUAGUAAUUUUUAUACGAAAACUAUAGAAUUUUGUUGGAAAUCUUUUAGUAAAGAACAUAUGCCAAGCAAGGAAAGCUGAUAUGCAAUUUGAACAUUGAUAUGCAUUUGUGUUUUUGUAGUUCUGUGUCUAUUUUUUUUUAUCUCCCCUUUUGCCUUGAGGAUUACAUUUUUUGACACUUAAAAUAUUGCCUUCAUGAUUUUGUAUAAUUAAAUCAUAAGUGUGUACAUUAGGUUACUGUAAAAGUGGAUAUUUUCGCGCGUUGAAAUUUUCGUUUAGUCAGCCUCCAAACUGUUCGCCGUGUGGAUAUUUUAGAACAUUACAUUUUUAGCACAUUGCAUUAUAAGAGUGUGCAUUACAUUAUCAGGAUAUUACAUUGUCAGUACAUUACAUUAUCAGGAUAUUACAUUGUCAGUACAUUACAUUAUCAGGACCCAUUAUCAGUUAAUUACAUUAUCAAAACAUUACAUCAUCAGUAUAUUACAUUAUCAGGAUAUUACAUUAUCAGUUCAUUAUAUAUUCAGUAAAUUACAUUAUCAGUUCAUUAUAUUAUCAGUGCAGUACAUUAUAAGUACAUUACAUUAUCAGCACAUUACAACAUCAGGAUAUUACAUUAUUAGUAUAUUACAUUAACAGUUCAUGAUAUUAUCAGUACAUGACAUUAUCAGUGUUUGAAUUCAACUUUACAUAUCAGUGGUAUUCGAGCAGAUUGGAGAAACAAUUGUUGUAUUUUAAAGAUUAUAAGAUACAUUUUAUAUCUAUUUUCAUUUUUUAUAAGAAAUCAAAAGAAUUUGAUAAAAAAUUCAAAACUCUGGUUCUCAGUUUUCCUAUAAUUUGUAUGUAAUAUUUAUUCCCUUUUCAUUAAGUUAAUUGUGCAAUUGCAAUAAUUUAUUUAAAAUUUGUAAAUAUUAUGUAUGAUAUAUUUGCCAUGAUACUAGUGCCAAAUUGUGUGUACACUGAUUACUCCCCUUUCUGGAACAUUCCAUUAGUUACCUUAUAUAAUUAAUGAAGCAUAAAAUAAAGUCCAUUAUAUCCCAAGGGGGUAUCAGCAUAUACAACACUUAAUUAACAGUAUUGUUUUGACUGAACAUAAGUAAAUUUGUGAUGCUGAGAUUUUAAUUGAAAUCGUGUAUCUAUUUGUAAUUUUAACGGUUAAUAUUCAAUCGCAACAAAAAUUAAAACUCAGGAUAGGUUGGUGUCUCCAUUUUCAGUAUGUUUACCAGCUUCUUCAGUACAUUGUACAAUGGAACUGUUAGAGUUAUUGUUACUAGUUAAAUAUCAUGUGACAUUAACUGUAUUCAUCACAAAUAUUUAACCUUUAUUUUAGUACUUAAGGGGGUAAGAUGUAUCAAGAAAAAUUGUGUUGAAUACUUAUCCCACAUGUUCGGGCGAAACCAGAAGAUGUACAGAAAAUACAGACACCAACAUAUCGUGACCUUAUUGGGAUUGAAUACUCACCUUUAGUUUUUCCCGUUUUCUCAAUUGCCCUGUGUUGGCUCUACACACCUAUGGUUUUUUAUAACUUUGUAUCACAUAUGCCCUUAAGUAGAUAAAGGCCUUAUCAUAUAAUAUCUCUAAUCUCAGUAUUGAAUGUAUAUAUUGUUGAUAUAAGGAUUUGUUGAAAGAUAUUCUUAAACUGAUGAAAAUGUCAUCUUUGACAGCAGUAAGCGAGUUUCCUAGUUUAGAGAGUAUUGGAUCAAUGAUGACCACACUUUAAUUAGAGAGUAUUGGAUCAAUGGUGACCACACUUCUGUUUAGAGAAUAUUGGAUCAAUGAUGGCCACACUUUAAUUAGAGAGUAUUGGAACAAUGAUGACCACAUUUCUGUUUAGAGAGUAUUGGAUCAAUGAUGGCCAUACUUUAAUUAGAGAGUAUUGGAUCAAUGAUGACCACACUUCUGUUUAGAGAGUAUUGGAUCAAUGAUGACCACACUUCUGUUUAGAGAGUAUUGGAUCAAUGAUGACCACACUUUAAUUAGAGAGUAUUGGAUCAAUGAUGACCACACUUCUGUUUAGAGAGUAUUGGAUCAAUGAUGACCACACUUCUGUUUAGAGAGUAUUGGAUCAAUGAUGACUUCACUUCUGUUUAGAGUUAAUUGGAUAUCCAGUAUUUAUAGAUCGUACUCUAUGGUAAUUACACAGAAUAGUGUACAAUAUAUAAUAAAAGCCAAUUAUUUAUACUGUUCCUAGUAACAAUUAAAACACUAACAAUGAAAGUUUCCUACAAAGAACUCAAUACAUCAGUUGGAUGUUACAUUUUUGUACAUUGUACUUUGUGGUCUAACGCCAUCAGUAUGUACAACAAAGGGAGGUAACUGUUGUGAGGUGUGAGGCCUCGUUUUGUUAUAUCGAAUCAUUUCUAAUACUAUAAGUGCUUCAUACUUCCAUACUUCAAAGCCACAUGAUUCAGCAUGGAGUCUUCAAGCUUACAAUAAAACAUUGUGGUGCAAGAAGAAAUGAAUUGUUUUGAAUCUUAAAGAUAAUGUUUUUUACAUCCUGAAGGAAGUAUGACUUUCAUAACAAAUAUGAAAGUUACUUUUUUAUUUCCAGGAUAUUUAUGGACUGGGUUUGAAAAGUUGUUGUAUCCAGAUGUUUUGUUUUUGUUAAUAUAUAUUACAAGGUAAAACUAGACCUAGUAAUGAUAUGGUGAUCAUUGUUGUAAUUUAUAUUUAUAUCAUUUACAUACGGUUGAUACGUUGUUGAUUUCCAUUGAUAAAAAUUUCAUGUUUCAUAUUGUUCUUCAUGAUUUUGAGGAGAAGAAUCCAACAAUGAAAUAUUGGAAAAUAAAAGUUGAUAAGAAAAUUAAAA